AUGGACUUCCUGUGGAAUGUUCUCCCCAGCCACACAUGUGGCAACCCAGGGAGGCUGCCCAAUGGCAUCCAGCAGGGCUCAACCUUCAACCUCGGUGACAAGGUCCGCUACAGCUGCAACCCUGGCUUCUUCCUGGAGGGCCACGCCGUGCUCACCUGCCACGCUGGCUCUGAGAACAGCGCCACAUGGGACUUCCCCUUGCCUUCCUGCAGAGCUGAUGAUGCCUGUGGUGGGACCCUGCGGGGCCAGAGUGGCAUCAUCUCCAGCCCCCACUUCCCCUCGGAGUACCAUAACAAUGCCGACUGCACAUGGACCAUCCUGGCUGAGCUGGGAGACACCAUCGCCUUGGUCUUUAUUGACUUCCAGCUGGAGGAUGGUUACGACUUUCUGGAAGUCACUGGGACGGAAGGCUCCUCCCUCUGGUUCACCGGAGCCAGCCUCCCAGCCCCCGUUAUCAGCAGCAAGAACUGGCUGCGACUGCACUUCACAUCGGAUGGCAACCACCGGCAGCGCGGAUUCAGUGCCCAAUACCAAGUCAAGAAGCAAAUUGAGUUGAAGUCUCGAGGUGUGAAGCUGAUGCCCAGCAAAGAUAGCAGCCAGAAGACAUCUGUGUUAACUCAGGUUGGUGUGUCCCAAGGACAUAAUAUGUGUCCAGACCCUGGCAUACCCGAAAGGGGCAAAAGACUAGGCUCGGAUUUCAGGUUAGGAUCCAGCGUCCAGUUCACCUGCAACGAGGGCUAUGACCUGCAAGGGUCCAAGAGGAUCACCUGUAUGAAAGUGAGCGACAUGUUUGCAGCCUGGAGCGACCACAGGCCAGUCUGCCGAGCCCGCAUGUGUGAUGCCCACCUUCGAGGCCCCUCGGGCAUCAUCACCUCCCCCAAUUUCCCCAUUCAGUAUGACAACAAUGCACACUGUGUGUGGAUCAUCACAGCACUGAACCCCGCCAAGGUGAUCAAGCUUGCCUUUGAGGAGUUUGAUUUGGAGAGGGGCUAUGACACCCUGACGGUCGGGGAUGGUGGUCAGGAUGGGGACCAGAAGACAGUUCUCUACAUCCUGACAGGUACAUCGGUCCCGGAUCUCAUUGUCAGCACCAAUCAUCAAAUGUGGCUCCUCUUCCAGACUGAUGGCAGUGGCAGCUCCCUGGGAUUCAAGGCUUCUUAUGAAGAGAUCGAGCAGGGCAGUUGCGGUGACCCUGGCAUACCUGCGUAUGGCUGGAGGGAAGGCUCCCGGUUUCGCCACGGUGACACACUCAAGUUUGAGUGCCAGCCCGCCUUCGAGCUGGUGGGACAGAAGGCAAUCACAUGCCAAAAGAAUAACCAAUGGUCGGCUAAGAAGCCAGGCUGCGUGUUCUCCUGCUUCUUCAACUUCACCAGCCCAUCUGGGAUUGUCCUGUCUCCCAACUACCCAGAAGACUACGGCAACCACCUCCACUGCGUCUGGCUCAUCCUGGCCAGGCCUGAGAGCCGCAUCCACCUGGCCUUCAACGACAUUGACGUGGAGCCUCAGUUUGAUUUCCUGGUCAUCAAGGAUGGGGCCACCGCCGAGGCACCCGUCCUGGGCACCUUCUCAGGAAACCAGCUUCCCUCCUCCAUCACAAGCAGUGGCCACGUGGCCCGUCUCGAGUUCCAGACUGACCACUCCACAGGGAAGAGGGGCUUCAACAUCACCUUUACCACCUUCCGACACAAUGAGUGCCCGGAUCCUGGCGUUCCAGUAAAUGGCAAACGGUUUGGGGACAGCCUCCAGCUGGGCAGCUCCAUCUCCUUCCUCUGUGAUGAAGGCUUCCUUGGGACUCAGGGCUCAGAGACCAUCACCUGUGUCCUGAAGGAGGGCAGUGUGGUCUGGAACAGCGCUGUGCUGCGGUGUGAAGCUCCCUGCGGUGGUCACCUGACUUCGCCCAGCGGCACCAUCCUCUCUCCGGGCUGGCCUGGCUUCUACAAGGAUGCCUUGAGCUGUGCCUGGGUGAUUGAGGCCCAGCCAGGCUACCCCAUCAAAAUCACCUUCGACAGAUUCAAAACCGAGGUCAACUAUGACACCCUGGAAGUACGUGAUGGGCGGACUUACUCAGCGCCCUUGAUCGGGGUUUACCAUGGGACCCAGGUUCCCCAGUUCCUCAUCAGCACCAGCAACUACCUCUACCUCCUCUUCUCUACCGACAAGAGUCACUCAGACAUCGGCUUCCAGCUCCGCUAUGAGACUAUAACACUGCAGUCAGACCACUGUCUGGAUCCAGGAAUCCCAGUAAAUGGACAACGUCAUGGGAAUGACUUCUAUGUGGGCGCGCUGGUGACCUUCAGCUGUGACUCAGGCUACACAUUAAGUGACGGGGAACCUCUGGAGUGCGAGCCCAACUUCCAGUGGAGCCGGGCCCUGCCCAGUUGUGAAGCUCUCUGUGGUGGCUUCAUUCAAGGCUCCAGUGGGACCAUCUUGUCACCAGGGUUCCCUGACUUCUACCCUAACAACUUGAACUGCACCUGGAUCAUCGAAACAUCUCAUGGCAAGGGUGUGUUCUUUACUUUCCACACCUUCCACCUGGAAAGUGGCCACGACUACCUCCUCAUCACUGAGAACGGCAGCUUCACCCAGCCCCUGAGGCAGCUGACUGGCUCUCGGCUGCCAGCUCCCAUCAGCGCUGGGCUCUAUGGCAACUUCACUGCCCAGGUCCGCUUCAUUUCCGAUUUCUCCAUGUCAUAUGAAGGAUUCAACAUCACUUUCUCAGAGUAUGACUUGGAGCCCUGUGAGGAGCCUGAGGUCCCAGCCUACAGCAUCCGGAAGGGCUUGCAGUUUGGUGUGGGCGACACCUUGACCUUCUCCUGCUUCCCCGGGUACCGUCUGGAGGGCACCGCCCGCAUCACGUGCCUGGGGGGCAGACGGCGCCUGUGGAGCUCGCCUCUGCCAAGGUGUGUUGCUGAGUGUGGGAAUUCAGUCACAGGCACUCAGGGUACUUUGCUGUCCCCCAACUUUCCUGUGAACUACAAUAACAAUCACGAAUGCAUCUACUCCAUCCAGACCCAGCCAGGGAAGGGGAUUCAGCUGAAAGCCAGGGCAUUCGAACUCUCCGAAGGAGAUGUCCUCAAGGUUUAUGACGGCAACAACAACUCCGCCCGUUUGCUGGGAGUAUUCAGCCGUUCUGAGAUGAUGGGGGUGACUUUGAACAGCACAUCCAGCAGUCUGUGGCUUGAUUUCAUCACUGAUGCUGAAAACACCAGCAAGGGCUUUGAACUGCAGUUUUCCAGUUUCGAACUCAUCAAAUGUGAGGACCCAGGAACCCCACAGUUUGGCUACAAGGUUCAUGAUGAAGGUCAUUUUGCAGGGAGCUCCGUGUCCUUCAGCUGUGACCCUGGAUACAGCCUGCGGGGUAGUGAGGAGCUGCUGUGUCUGAGUGGAGAGCGCCGGACCUGGGACCGGCCUCUGCCCACCUGUGUUGCCGAGUGUGGAGGGACAGUAAAAGGAGAGGUGUCGGGGCAGGUGCUGUCACCUGGGUAUCCAGCUCCCUAUGAACACAAUCUCAACUGCAUCUGGACCAUCGAAGCAGAGGCCGGCUGCACCAUUGGGCUACACUUCCUGGUGUUUGACACAGAGGAGGUUCACGACGUGCUGCGCAUCUGGGAUGGGCCUGUGGAGAGCGGGGUUCUGCUGAAGGAGCUGAGUGGCCCAGCCCUGCCCAAGGACCUGCACAGCACCUUCAACUCGGUCGUCCUGCAGUUCAGCACUGACUUCUUCACCAGCAAGCAGGGCUUUGCCAUUCAAUUCUCAGUGUCCACAGCAACGUCCUGCAAUGACCCUGGGAUCCCGCAGAAUGGGAGCCGGAGUGGUGACAGUUGGGAAGCCGGCGACUCCACGGUGUUCCAGUGUGACCCUGGUUACGCACUGCAGGGAAGUGCAGAGAUCAGCUGUGUGAAGAUCGAGAACAGGUUCUUCUGGCAGCCCAGCCCGCCAACAUGCAUCGCUCCCUGCGGGGGAGACCUGACAGGACCAUCUGGAGUCAUCCUCUCACCAAAUUACCCAGAACCCUACCCACCAGGGAAGGAGUGUGACUGGAAAGUGACCGUCUCGCCAGACUACGUCAUCGCCCUGGUAUUUAACAUCUUUAACUUGGAACCUGGCUAUGACUUCCUCCAUAUCUACGACGGACGGGACUCUCUCAGCCCUCUCAUAGGAAGCUUCUAUGGCUCCCAGCUCCCAGGCCGCAUUGAAAGCAGCAGCAACAGCCUCUUCCUCGCCUUCCGCAGCGAUGCAUCUGUGAGCAAUGCUGGCUUCGUCAUUGACUAUACAGAAAACCCGCGGGAGUCAUGUUUUGAUCCUGGUUCCAUCAAGAACGGCACGCGGGUGGGGUCCGACCUGAAGCUGGGCUCCUCUGUCACCUACUACUGCCACGCAGGCUACGAAGUUGAGGGCGCCUCGACCCUGAGCUGCAUCCUGGGGCCUGAUGGGAAGCCCGUGUGGAACAAUCCCCGGCCAGUCUGCACAGCCCCCUGUGGGGGACAGUAUGUGGGUUCGGACGGAGUGGUCUUGUCCCCCAACUACCCCCAGAACUACACCAAUGGACAGAUCUGCUUGUAUUUUGUUACUGUGCCCAAGGACUAUGUGGUGUUUGGCCAGUUCGCCUUCUUUCACACGGCCCUCAACGACGUGGUGGAGGUUCACGACGGCCACAGCCAGCACUCGCGGCUCCUCAGCUCCCUGUCGGGCUCCCACACAGGAGAAUCAUUGCCCCUGGCCACCUCCAAUCAAGUUCUUAUUAAGUUCAGUGCCAAAGGCCUCGCACCAGCCAGAGGCUUCCACUUUGUCUACCAAGCGGUUCCCCGAACCAGCGCCACGCAGUGCAGCUCUGUGCCGGAACCCCGCUAUGGCAAGAGGCUGGGCAGUGACUUCUCGGUGGGGGCCAUCGUCCGCUUCGAAUGCAACUCCGGCUAUGCCCUGCAGGGGUCGCCAGAGAUCGAGUGCCUCCCUGUGCCUGGGGCCUUGGCCCAGUGGAAUGUCUCAGCGCCCACGUGUGUGGUGCCGUGUGGAGGCAACCUCACGGAGCGCAGGGGUACCAUCCUGUCCCCCGGCUUCCCAGAGCCAUACCUCAACAGCCUCAACUGUGUGUGGAAGAUCGUGGUCCCUGAAGGCGCUGGCAUCCAGAUCCAAGUCAUCAGUUUUGUCACAGAGCAGAACUGGGACUCCCUGGAAGUAUUUGAUGGUGCAGAUAACACUGUAACCAUGCUGGGGAGUUUCUCAGGAACAACUGUGCCUGCCCUUCUGAACAGCACCUCCAACCAGCUCUACCUUCAUUUCUACUCAGAUAUCAGCGUAUCUGCAGCUGGCUUCCACUUGGAAUACAAAACGGUGGGCCUGAGCAGUUGUCCGGAACCUGCUGUGCCCAGUAAUGGGGUGAAGACUGGCGAGCGCUACUUGGUGAAUGAUGUAGUGUCUUUCCAGUGUGAGCCGGGAUAUGCCCUCCAGGGCCACGCCCACAUCUCCUGCAUGCCUGGAACCGUGCGGCGAUGGAACUACCCUCCUCCACUCUGUAUUGCACAGUGUGGGGGAACAGUGGAGGAGAUGGAAGGGGUGAUCCUGAGCCCCGGCUUCCCAGGCAACUACCCCAGUAACAUGGACUGCUCCUGGAAAAUAGCACUGCCCGUGGGCUUUGGAGCUCACAUCCAGUUCCUGAACUUCUCCACCGAGCCCAACCACGACUACAUCGAAAUCCGGAAUGGCCCCUAUGAGACUAGCCGCAUGAUGGGAAGAUUCAGCGGAAACGAGCUUCCGAGCUCCCUCCUCUCCACGUCCCACGAGACCACCGUGUAUUUCCACAGCGACCACUCCCAGAACCGGCCAGGAUUCAAGCUGGAGUAUCAGGAUUUGACUUACUCCCACCAGAUUUCUUCCUUCCUGAGAGGUUUUGAUCUCUCGGAGUUGGAAAGAACCAACUCAACUCCUCCCGUCGCCGCUUCCUAUGUCUGGGAACUUGAUCCUGGUUGUGAAGCCUAUGAACUUCAAGAGUGCCCAGACCCAGAGCCCUUUGCCAAUGGCAUUGUGAGGGGAGCUGGCUACAACGUGGGACAAUCAGUGACCUUUGAGUGCCUCCCAGGGUAUCAAUUGACUGGACAUCCUGUCCUCACAUGUCAACAUGGCACCAACCGGAACUGGGACCACCCCCUGCCCAAGUGUGAAGUCCCUUGUGGCGGGAAUAUCACUUCUUCCAACGGCACUGUGUACUCCCCGGGGUUCCCUAGCCCGUACUCCAGCUCCCAGGACUGUGUCUGGCUGAUCACCGUGCCCAUUGGCCAUGGCGUCCGCCUGAACCUCAGCCUGCUGCAGACAGAGCCCUCUGGAGAUUUCAUCACCAUCUGGGAUGGGCCACAGCAAACAGCACCACGGCUCGGCGUCUUCACCCGGAGCAUGGCCAAGAAAACAGUGCACAGCUCUUCCAACCAGGUCCUGCUCAAGUUCCACCGCGAUGCAGCCACAGGGGGAGUCUUCGCCAUAGCUUUCUCCGCUUAUCCACUCACCAAAUGCCCUCCUCCCACCAUCCUUCCCAAUGCCGAAGUCGUCACAGAGAAUGAAGAAUUUAACAUAGGUGACAUCGUACGCUACAGAUGCCUCCCUGGCUUUACCUUAGUGGGGAAUGAAAUUCUGACCUGCAAACUUGGAACCUACCUGCAGUUUGAAGGCCCACCCCCAAUAUGUGAAGUGCACUGCCCAACAAAUGAGCUUCUGACAGACUCCACAGGCGUGAUCCUGAGCCAGAGUUACCCUGGAAGCUAUCCCCAGUUCCAGACCUGCUCUUGGCUGGUGAGAGUGGAGCCCGACUAUAACAUCUCCCUCACAGUGGAGUACUUCCUCAGCGAGAAGCAGUAUGAUGAGUUUGAGAUUUUUGAUGGUCCGUCAGGACAGAGUCCUCUGCUGAAAGCCCUCAGUGGGAAUUACUCAGCUCCCCUGAUUGUCACCAGCUCAAGCAACUCUGUGUACCUGCGCUGGUCAUCUGAUCACGCCUACAAUCGGAAGGGCUUUAAGAUUCGCUAUUCAGCCCCUUACUGCAGCCUGCCCAGGGCUCCACUCCAUGGCUUCAUCCUGGGCCAGACGAGCACCCAGCCAGGGGGCUCCAUCCACUUUGGCUGCAACGCCGGCUACCGCCUGGUGGGACACAGCAUGGCCAUCUGUACCCGGCACCCCCAGGGCUACCACCUGUGGAGCGAAGCCAUCCCUCUCUGUCAAGCUCUUUCCUGUGGGCUUCCUGAGGCCCCCAAGAAUGGACUGGUGUUUGGCAAGGAGUACACAGUGGGAACCAAAGCCGUGUACAGCUGCAGUGAAGGCUACCACCUCCAGGCAGGCGCUGAGGCCGCUGCAGAGUGUCUGGACACAGGCCUAUGGAGCAACCACAAUGUCCCCCCACAGUGUAUCCCUGUGACCUGUCCUGAUGUCAGUAGCAUCAGCGUGGAGCAUGGCCGAUGGAGGCUUAUCUUUGAGACACAGUAUCAGUUCCAGGCCCAGCUGAUGCUCAUCUGUGACCCUGGCUACUACUAUACUGGCCAAAGGGUCAUCCGCUGUCAGGCCAAUGGCAAAUGGAGUCUCGGGGACUCUACGCCCACCUGCCGAAUCAUCUCCUGUGGAGAGCUCCCGGUUCCCCCCAAUGGCCACCGCAUCGGAACACUGUCUGUCUACGGGGCAACAGCCAUCUUCUCCUGCAAUUCCGGAUACACGCUGGUGGGCUCCAGGGUGCGUGAGUGCAUGGCCAAUGGGCUCUGGAGUGGCUCUGAAGUCCGCUGCCUUGCAAUUACCUGUGGACACCCAGGCAACCCUGUCAACGGCCUCACUCAGGGCAACCAGUUUAACCUCAAUGAUGUGGUCAAGUUUGUUUGCAACCCUGGGUAUAUGGCUGAAGGGGCUGCUCGGUCCCAAUGCCUGGCCAGCGGGCAAUGGAGUGACAUGCUGCCCACCUGCAGAAUCAUCAACUGUACAGAUCCUGGACACCAAGAAAACAGUGUUCGUCAGGUCCACGCCAGCGGCCCACACAGGUUCAGCUUCGGCACCACUGUGUCUUACCAGUGCAACCACGGCUUCUACGUCCUGGGCACCCCAGUGCUCAGCUGCCAGGGAGAUGGCACAUGGGACCGUCCCCGCCCCCAGUGUCUCUUGGUGUCCUGUGGCCAUCCGAGCUCCCCGCCUCACUCCCAGAUGUCCGGAGACAGCUAUACUGUGGGAGCAGUGGUGCGGUACAGCUGUACUGGCAAGCGAACUCUGGUGGGAAAUAGCACCCGCAUGUGUGGGCUGGAUGGACACUGGACUGGCUCCCUCCCUCACUGCUCAGGAACUAGCAUGGGAGUUUGCGGUGACCCUGGGAUCCCGGCUCAUGGCAUCCGUUUGGGGGACAGCUUUGAUCCAGGCAGUGUGAUGCGCUUCAGCUGUGAAGCUGGCCACGUGCUGCGGGGAUCAUCAGAGCGCACCUGUCAAGCCAACGGCUCGUGGAGCGGCUCGCAGCCUGAGUGUGGAGUGAUCUCUUGUGGGAACCCUGGGACUCCAAGUAAUGCCCGAGUCGUGUUCAGUGAUGGCCUGGUUUUCUCCAGCUCUAUCGUCUAUGAGUGUCGGGAAGGAUACUACGCCACAGGCCUGCUCAGCCGUCACUGCUCAGUCAAUGGUACCUGGACAGGCAGUGACCCUGAGUGCCUCGUCAUAAACUGUGGUGACCCUGGGAUUCCAGCCAAUGGCCUUCGACUGGGCAAUGACUUCAGGUACAACAAAACUGUGACAUAUCAGUGUGUCCCUGGCUAUAUGAUGGAGUCACAUAGAGUAUCUGUGCUAAGCUGCACCAAGGACCGGACAUGGAAUGGAACCAAGCCUGUCUGCAAAGCUCUCAUGUGCAAGCCACCUCCGCUCAUCCCCAAUGGGAAGGUGGUGGGGUCUGACUUCAUGUGGGGCUCAAGUGUGGCUUAUGCCUGCCUGGAGGGGUACCAGCUCUCCCUGCCCGCGGUGCUCACCUGUGAGGGAAAUGGGUCCUGGACCGGAGAGCUACCUCAGUGUUUCCCUGUGUUCUGCGGGGAUCCUGGUGUCCCACCCCGUGGUAGGAGAGAGGACCGAGGUUUCUCCUACAGGUCAUCUGUCUCCUUCUCCUGCCAUCCCCCUCUGGUGCUGGUGGGUUCUCCACGCAGGUUUUGCCAGUCAGAUGGGACGUGGAGUGGCACCCAGCCCAGCUGCAUAGUGGUCUCAUCUGCAAAAGGGAACAUCUCCUCCUCUGAGCUUCUGCAGCAGGAUGUUGGAAGCACAGUCCUCUUCCGCUGUCAAAAGGGCUACCUGCUUCAAGGCUCCACCACCAGGACCUGCCUCCCAAACCUGACCUGGAGUGGAACCCCGCCUGACUGUGUCCCCCACCACUGCAGGCAGCCAGAAACGCCAACGCAUGCCAACGUCGGAGCCCUGGACUUGCCCUCCAUGGGCUACACGCUCAUCUACUCCUGUCAGGAGGGCUUCUCCCUCAAGGGUGGCUCCGAGCACCGCACCUGCAAGGCGGAUGGCAGCUGGACAGGCAAGCCGCCCAUCUGCCUGGAGGUCCGGCCCAGUGGGAGACCCAUCAAUACUGCCCGGGAGCCACCGCUCACCCAAGCCUUGAUUCCUGGUGAUGUUUUUGCCAAGAAUUCCCUGUGGAAAGGGGCCUAUGAAUACCAGGGGAAGAAGCAGCCAGCCAUGCUCAGAGUGACUGGCUUCCAAGUUGCCAACAGCAAGGUCAAUGCCACCAUGAUUGACCACAGCGGCGUGGAGCUGCACUUGGCUGGAACUUACAAGAAAGAAGAUUUUCAUCUCCUACUCCAGGUGUAUCAGAUUACAGGGCCGGUGGAGAUCUUUGUGAAUAAGUUCAGAGAUGAUCACUGGGCUUUAGAUGGACACGUCUCGUCAGAGUCCUCCGGAGGCACCUUCAUCUACCAAGGCUCCGUCAAGGGCCAAGGCUUUGGGCAGUUCGGCUUUCAAAGACUGGACCUCAGGCUGCUGGAGUCAGACCCCGAGUCCAUCGGUCGCCACUUUGCUUCCAACAGCAGCUCGGUGGCAGCCGCGAUCCUGGUGCCUUUCAUCGCCCUCAUCAUUGCGGGCUUCGUGCUCUAUCUCUACAAGCACAGGAGAAGACCCAAAGUUCCCUUCAAUGGCUAUGCUGGCCACGAGAACACCAAUGUUCGGGCGACGUUUGAGAACCCAAUGUACGACCGCAACAUCCAGCCCACAGACAUCAUGGCCAGCGAGGCGGAGUUCACAGUCAGCACAGUGUGUACAGCGGUAUAGCCACCCAGCCUGGCUGCCACCACCGCCACCGAGAGCCCCGCCUCCAGCAGCCGUUCCCCAGGGGGCAGGAAGUAGGCUCCCCUGAGCACAGUGCCCAGUGCCCAUCUUCGUUCGUCUCUCUGCCUGUGUCUGCUACUGCUGGGACUCGGACCCUCGCCCUGCCGCCAUCUAUGCCCGUCACCCUGGAGAGGACUCCUGCCGUGUCCUGAAAAGGCAGAAAAGGAAGAGGGGUUGCAGAUGGAGGAAGA
Mandrillus leucophaeus (drill) is the source of this 10502-nucleotide messenger RNA. RefSeq names its product CUB and Sushi multiple domains 2 (gene CSMD2). Lineage: Eukaryota; Metazoa; Chordata; Mammalia; Primates; Cercopithecidae. The transcript has 69 exons. The coding region runs from base 1 to 10254 and encodes 3417 amino acids. The record is from RefSeq and is a predicted model, not a curated record.